Molecule: messenger RNA, 2907 nt
Organism: Hermetia illucens (black soldier fly)
Lineage: Eukaryota; Metazoa; Arthropoda; Insecta; Diptera; Stratiomyidae
Exons: 13
Coding region: 193-2001 (602 amino acids)
Source: RefSeq, a predicted model, not a curated record
UCGCGUUCUAGUGUGACACGAACUAAUUUAGUGAACUUGAUCUCGCGAUUUUCGUGCUACACAAAAUAAGUGUGUUGACGGCGUGAAGAACAACCCAACGACCCCUUGAGUGCUCUACUGGCAACGGAUUGUAAAGUGAUCUGCCAAGAUAAACACAAAAGAACUAAAAAUCUGCUUCGUUUUCGGACCCACAUGGACCCUUGUAGCGGAAAAAUGGAUGAAGGAAGACACAGGCGCACUUGGAGGUUUCGUCAUGAGGAGUCGACGCCGUUGCAGCCUCUGCCACCAGUACCAGUAGCAUCGUCUGAAUCAUCGACGACUGCCCGAGCUCCACGUCCAUCACUGGCUUUCGUCAUCGCCGUCAGCAUCAUCCUCCUGGUCCAGACAUCAAUGCAGUGCUCAGCAGAACCGCUUAGCAGCUCGACAGAAUACAUCACUGCUGAAAAAACCUUAAAUUCGAGAAACAAGCUAAGUACACCUGCGGUGACAGAAACUUCUACGACAAAAGUUCAUCCACCCGUAACGCAAAGGCCAGCGAAAGUAUCUAAACGAUCAGGGAGUCAACUUGAUGGCAAGCCUAAGAAAACAAUAGCAGCAAAGGAAACGCAAAACCGGUCGCGGGAGGCACUCUCCCAUGAAGGAAGCGAACGUGAUUCGGUAAUUUAUUUAUCUGAGACAGCAGGAUACGUUCCAGUUACAUCAUUUCGAGGAGAACAUCCACCGCUUACUCAUCUAUCUGCCCCAGGAGCAGUUUCUGCAAGUGGAAGUGCUGGCUAUCAUGCUGGAACCAUCGAUAUUGACACUUGGCGGCCGGAUGUAUGGGACCGCGACUAUAAUAAGAGGUUGCGGAUCAAUACUACACGCGUACAACAUAUUGAAGCCGAAUGUCAGGACGAUUAUAUGAAGAUUCGAAUUGGAUUUAAUGGAUCUUUUGCUGGCCUUUUAUAUUCAGCAGGAUAUGCAUACGAUCCUGAUUGUAUGUACAUAAAUGGAUCUGGUCGGGAUUAUUAUGAGUUUUACAUCCAGUUGAAUCGAUGCGGAACGCUUGGAAAAAACGCACUUUUGGAAGAUAACAGGAAAAGCCCGACGAAGAAUUUCAUGUGGAACACAAUUACGGUGCAGUACAAUCCGCUAAUUGAAGAAGAAUUUGACGAACAUUUCAAAGUAACGUGCGAAUAUGGUUACGACUUUUGGAAAACGGUCACCUUCCCUUUUUUGGAUGUAGAAGUUGCUACGGGUAAUCCAGUAGUCUUUACGCUGAGUCCUCCGGAGUGUUAUAUGGAAAUAAGAAAUGGGUAUGGAGUCGCCGGAACCCGUGUCACUGGCCCGGUACGAGUUGGAGAUCCAUUAACUCUAAUUAUUUACAUGAGGAGCAAAUAUGAUGGAUUCGACAUAGUGGUGAACGAUUGUUACGCUCAUAACGGAGCCAACAAACGUAUUCAACUCAUCGAUGAAUUCGGUUGUCCAGAGGAUGAUAAACUUAUCUCCCGAUUUCGUGGUACAUGGUCUGAAUCUGGAGUAUAUGAAACGCAAGUAUAUGCUUACAUGAAAACUUUCCGAUUUACCGGCUCUCCUGCUCUCUACAUUGAAUGCGAUGUAAGAAUGUGCCAUGGACGUUGCCCGAGCCAAAGGUGCCACUGGAGAAAUUUAAAGAGUGUCGCAAAACGAGAAGUUACUAGCAAUCAAACAAUUUUAGAAGAAAGUGAAGAUAAGGAGAAGAGCGAGGUAUCAUUGUCUGAAAACGUGAACUUAUUCCAGUCUCUUCGAGUACUUCAAGAAGAGGAUGGCGUAGAGGAAGAAACCGCUGAAACCAUUAGACAACCGACACCUACGGAAACAUGUAUUCGAACGUCAGUUCUGUCAGCUUUAACGGCAGGACUAUCAAUAACCAUUUGUAUUCUGUCAGUCUCUUUGAUGAUCACAUGUGCGAAACUUCGUUAUAGGAAAAAAGAAAACAGUUUAUACGAUGCCUACAUAAAUCACAAAGGUCAAAUCGACUAAAUUUUAACUAAGUUUGUAUCUUAUAACUUCAACUUAUUAAGAAGUAACAACGCUUUCAAUAUCAAAGGUAAUAUUAACCGUUUUACACGUAUAAAUUCGAAACCACAAAAGUGUAAGAAUAUGGAAGUAUCAAAUUUAAGUAAUGGCAGAUUUAAGAAUAGAAAGUUAUUAGUCAAAUUUUAGCAAAUAAAAAAUGAAAUCAAAAUUAAAAGUGUAUCCGGUUGUUGUUAUACAUGUGGUGUUUGAUGUUAAAAUUGUCGAUUUUUUGAGACUUGAUCCAACUUCUGCUUUUUCUACCAAACCGUGAACCCAAAAAAGAAAGUGUAGAUGUAGUUUUGUUUAGAACACACGUAAUUGACCUAGAACUAACCGGAUCGGUUGAAGAAAUAGAAUUUUAGCAACUUUUAAAAAAUAAAAUUUCAAAUCGGCUCCUUUUUUUCAACUAAAGCAUCGAAAAAGUGACUUAUUGUCAACCAAUCUCGGAAAAUCUAGUUGGGACUAAAAUGACAGGUGUUAGAAUCAUUUUGAUAAAAAAAUAUUAAAAUCAAUCCAGUAGUUCCUGUGAAAAAUGAGAAGAAGUUUCAGAAUAUUUUUGUGACCACUCAGGAUAUAAUAUGUUAAGUUUAAAAGUCGAAAAAAUAAAACAAAAAAAGGAUCAAGCAAAUAGAAUAAUAAAUAGUCAAGCAAUUUCAAAAAGUGCCCCGAAAAACAGUAUGUCACAAGCACAAUUCAUAUGAAAAAUGUGCUGUUUCGCGUCUUCUUGUUAGUUAUUUGUAUGAAAUUUCUUGAUUUGCCUUCACGAAUAAAUUUACGAAAAAAAAAAUUAUUGCAAGUUUCCACAUUCUAUCGACUGCUGACUGUGCAAACUCCUUAACAUUUUAGGAUCAUUCCUGACGAAGUAAUCAA